UGGGUCGCCAUCCCACAGUAGCCAUGGUGGGAAUGAGUCUAUUCAGGUCUGCUGCUGCUAUCGCAGCCAGACUGAGUCCACUGAAAUCUGGAAAUGCGGCGACAAACUUACUUGCUCGAACAAUACCGCGGACAGAUAAGGUGGCUGUCCGUUGGGGAGGUCAUGGUAAGAACAUGUUCGUCAUCAAACCAACUGAGUUCUAUGACAAGAGAUUUCUACGUCUGUUGCAAUUCUACAUCCUGCUGACUGGUAUUCCAGUGGCUAUCAUUGUCACAUCAGUGAAUCUCUUCAUCGGUGAAGCGGAGCUGGUGGAAACCCCUGAGGGUUAUGAACCUGAGUACUGGGAAUACUACAAGCACCCCAUCACUAGGUGGAUUUCUCGGAAUAUCUAUGACUCUCCGGUGAAGGACUAUGAAAAAAUGAUGGCUGCAAUCCAAAUAGAAAAAGAGAAGGCAGACAUGAGGCUGGCACAGCUUGAGGUGCGCAAACACAUGAGAGCGAGAGGUGAUGGCCCCUGGUUCCAGAUGGAGACCCUCAAUAAGGAUCUCAUCGACUCCAGCCCCAAAGCAACACCUGAUAACUGAACCAGACUGUUGUCAGUACACUGUGCUGGUCUGGUCCACUAUUUGUACAUUUUUCCCCCCACUUCACGCUUAAAUAAAAUAUCUAUGUGUA
Syngnathus acus (greater pipefish) is the source of this 675-nucleotide messenger RNA. RefSeq names its product NADH:ubiquinone oxidoreductase subunit B5 (gene ndufb5). Bases 24 to 584 code for a protein of 186 amino acids. The transcript has 6 exons. NCBI's taxonomy places the organism in Eukaryota, Metazoa, Chordata, Actinopteri, Syngnathiformes, Syngnathidae. The record is from RefSeq and is a predicted model, not a curated record.